AUGUACAAUGUUUUAGAAGUUACAAAGAAAGCUUGUUGUGAAAAAUGUAAGGAAAUAAUUAAAGAAAGAGAAAACUUAGAUAAAGAUCUUAAAGAAAAAAAGAAUAAGAAAUCUAGAGAAGAAAUUAAUGAAGCGAUUAAAAACUAUAUUAAAAUCCUUAAUUGUAAAGGAUACAAUAAUAUCAAAGAGUUUGUAAAUAAUGAUAUAACACAAGUUAAUGGUAUUAAUGAUGAGUUGAAUGCUGAAGAUAAUACAAUUGCAGAAAACUUCAACAUCAUUUAG
Cetraspora pellucida is the source of this 282-nucleotide messenger RNA. The record is from the annotation of a GenBank genome assembly. Lineage: Eukaryota; Fungi; Glomeromycota; Glomeromycetes; Diversisporales; Gigasporaceae.